Molecule: messenger RNA, 1569 nt
Organism: Lodderomyces jiufengensis
Lineage: Eukaryota; Fungi; Ascomycota; Pichiomycetes; Serinales; Debaryomycetaceae
Exons: 1
Coding region: 1-1569 (522 amino acids)
Biological process (GO): transmembrane transport
Cellular component (GO): membrane
Molecular function (GO): transmembrane transporter activity
Source: RefSeq, a predicted model, not a curated record
AUGACGUCAAAAGCUGAUGAGAUUGAAAAGUCAAUUUCAGCACCAGAAGAACGUCAAAUAGAGACAGAUUCAUCUUCUUCAUCAUUUGAACUAUUCAACGAAAAAGACGCAAAUAAACCAUAUUUAGCAAAAUCACAAUUAUUAGCUGAUGCAAUACAAGAAAUUGGGUUUGGAAAAUAUCAAAUUGGGUUAUUUAUCGUAGCUGGAUUUGGAUGGUUCAAUGAUAACGCGUUUCCCAUAUGUACUUCCUUGAUUUUACCUAGAUUGAAUGAAAUUGAUGGUGUUCAUCCGCCAGAGGGGAGAUUACCUUACAUUGUACUAGCACAAAAUUUUGGUUUAUUAGCGGGUUGUAUUAUUUUCUCAUUAUUAUCUGAUAUUGUCGGGCGAAAGAUUCCAUUCCAAAUAACUUUACUAGUUACUUCGAUCUUUGCUAUUAUUGCUGGUGCAUCACCAAAUUUUGCAGCUUUAGGUUGUUUUGUAGCGUUUUAUUCAGUUGGAGUUGGAGGAAAUAUAGUAGUUGACGCUUCAUUAUUUUUAGAGUCUAUUCCUGCUUCUUAUCAAUGGAUCUUAACUGUUAUGAGUUCAUGGUGGGCAUUGGCUGGUGUUAUAACAAAUUUAAUUUCAUGGGGUUUAAUAAGUAGUUAUUCUUGUGAAAGUACAACUAAUUGUUACAAAAAAGAUAACAAAGGUUGGAGAUAUUUUAUGUACACUAUGGGAGGCUUUACUUUUAUCUUGUUUUUGAUUAGGUUUGCUUUUAGAGUUUGUGAAUCACCAAAAUAUUAUUUAGCGAAAGGUCAAGAUGAAAAAGCUUUAGAAGUGGUACAAAAAAUUGCAGAAAUCAAUGGUAAGCCUUGCCCUAUAGCUAUUGAGGAUUUUCAAGAGAUUGACAACAGAUACGGUAAUAUAGAGGGCAACAAUGAUAAUUUGUUGGUUAAAAGUAACUUUUCCAAGUUUGAAAGUCAAAAUUUGAAAUUAAUGUUCUCCUCACCAAAGUUGACCACCUCCAAUUUACUAAUCAUCUUCACUUGGGCAUUGGUGGGUAUUUCCUACCCUAUGAUCAACGCAUUUCUUCCUUACUAUUUGGAGACUAGAGGUGAUGCUUUCAAGGAAAUAUCUGUUAGUCGAACAUAUCGUAAUUCGCUCAUAAUAGCAGUAAUAGGAAUUCCAGGGGCAAUCAUUGCAGGAUUAUUAGUCGAGUUAAGGACUGGUAGGAAAGGUGCUUUAUCAUUAUCAUUGUUGCUAACUGGGGUAGUCUUGUUUGGUUCAACAACAGCAAAAACUAGCAACUCCUAUUUAGCGUGGAAUUGUUUCUUUUCAUUGUUUUCAAACAUUCAAUAUGGUGUUUUGUAUGCUUAUACACCCGAGAUUCUUCAUGUUCAAAUUCGUGCUUUAGUGUUUGGCUUAGCUUCGUCCGCGAAUAGAGUUAUGUCGAUUUUUGCACCCAUUAUUAAUAUGUUUGCAGAUUUGACAACUUCAGCUCCAAUUUUCGUUGCAGGUGCUUUGUUUUUAGCAGCAGGUGUACUAGUAAUAUUUUUCCCAUAUGAGCCAAGAGGUAAAAAAAGUUUGUAG